AUGAAGUUAACACAGAGUGUAAAUAGUGACUUUAUUCAAAAGCAAAUUCAAUCUUUAGAUCAAUCAAUCUUGGUUUCUGAUGAUAUGAUAGUUCAGAGUUACCAAUCUAGUGAUGCAUGUUUCUCAAUCGACAUUUCAAAGUGGAUUCAAAUUGAUGACAAUCAGGCAAGAAGCGAGGAGAAAAACCAUGAUCAGAGGCAGUUUCUAGACUCAAAGGAAACUAUACAAGAAUUGGAAGUUGCCAAAAGGCCGAGUUUUGAUAUUGGGAAAACAAGUCAGAAGGAAGAGCAAAGUGCGACGGUCUCAACUGGCAUAAGUUCUGUCGUCUGGACUGAAAUAGACAAUAAGAAACACAAAUGGAACGCAGCAGAUGAUAUGACACAAUUCAAGGAUCAGACAACAAACGUGGAAACUGUAAGAUUGAAGAGUUCAUUUUGGUCAAAAAUUUUCAUAUGCUUCUGA
Messenger RNA from Fraxinus pennsylvanica, 462 nucleotides. NCBI's taxonomy places the organism in Eukaryota, Viridiplantae, Streptophyta, Magnoliopsida, Lamiales, Oleaceae. The record is from the annotation of a GenBank genome assembly.